AUGGAGGAGAUUCCAGUAAAAGUGGCGCUGAGGAUUCGGCCUCUGCUGUCAAAAGAGAUUCUUCACAACCACCAAGUGUGCGUGAGGGUUGUUCCUAAUACACAGCAGAUCAUAAUUGGGAAAGAUCGCAACUUUACAUUUGAUUAUGUCUUUGGAAAAGCUUCAUCUCAGGACGAUGUUUACGGCGCCUGCAUCAAACCCCUCUUAGUGUCAUUGAUUGAAGGAUACAAUGCAACAGUGUUUGCUUAUGGACAGACUGGCUCUGGCAAGACAUACACAAUUGGAGGCGGCCACGUUGCUUCUGUUGCAGAUGAAGAAAAGGGUAUAAUUCCUCGUGCCAUUCAAGAGCUGUUCCAGAUCAUCUCUGAAAACCACAACACAGACUUUAAUGUUACAGUGUCUUAUAUAGAAGUUUACAAGGAAGAUCUGCGGGACCUCCUGGAACUUGAAACAAAUGUAAAAGAUAUUCACAUUAGGGAAGAUGAGAAAGGAAACACAGUGAUUGUCGGUGCCAAGGAAAGCCAAGUAGAAUGUGCAGAUGAAGUUAUAAGUCUUCUGGAAGCUGGAAGUGCAGCUCGGCACACUAGUGCCACGCAAAUGAAUGAACAUUCCAGUCGUUCCCACACAAUCUUUACUAUUACCAUAUGCCAACAAUCAGACAAAAACCACAAUGCCACUGACGAUAGUACGGCAAGGUCAGUUCAGAUGAUCACAUCGAAAUUUCAUUUUGUGGACUUGGCAGGCUCAGAAAGAGCAACAAAAACUGGGAACACUGGAGAGAGAUUUAAAGAGUCAAUCCAAAUUAACAGUGGUUUGCUUGCCUUGGGUAAUGUGAUAAGUGCACUGGCUGAUCCCAAGAGGAAAAAUGCACAUGUGCCCUACAGAGAUGCUAAGAUCACUCGCAUUCUUAAAGACUCCUUAGGUGGAAAUGCCAAAACAGUCAUGAUUACAUGCAUUAGUCCUUCUACAUCAGACUUUGAUGAGUCUUUAAAUUCUCUUAAAUAUGCCAACCGAGCUAGGAACAUAAAGAACAAGCCAAUAGUAAAUUAUAACCCAGACUGGGAUAGAAUUGAUGAAAUGGAACUGGAAAUUAAAGCACUUAGGGAAGCUUUGCAGAACCGGCAGAGCACUAGGGUAAGUCGAAUUAGCCAAGUGUCUCAAGAUUGGGGCCAAGAAAAGGACAAGGUUCGAGCUCUGGAAGAGCAGCUUGCACAAUUUCAACUGGAGUGUUAUAACCACAGACACUGUACAGAGGAAGCUUUAUCUUUAUUCUAUGAAUUUAAGGACGUGUCUGGUCUUACAAAAUCCCAAACACAUCGGCUCGAGAGCUGGUUAGUUAUGGCAGAGGAACUAAGAAGCGACACAGCGUCUGUUCCUGGAACUGAAGAUGCAGUCACCAGUGGCAGAGAGGAGCCACAUCAUAUCACCAUAUUGCAGCUCAAAAGGGAGCUCAAGAAAUGCCAGGAUGCUCUUGCAACAGACGAAGAGGUAUUUGCGAGACAGACGCUGGAGCUGAAGGAGUUGCAGGAGAAAGUUGAGGCCUUACAGAAAGAAACACAAGAUUAUGAGAAAUCUUUAGAGGAAACGGAACACAGCAAGAAUCUACAGACAGAAAAACUUGUGGAGCAACAAAUUCUGAUCGAUGAACUGAGGAAUAAAGUGGAAUUGUUGCAAAAAGUAUCUUCACAAGAUUCUGCAAGGGAGCAAGAAGUUAUAUCCAAGAGACCUUAUAGUGUACCACUCAGUCAUCAAUUUGAAAUGAUGGAAACAAGCUACAGGCAGUCUGCUCACCUGUCAGAACCAAGGAAGGUGCGUACCAGUCCUCCCUCAUACUCUUUGGAACGAGUAGCGGCUGGGUUUCGAACUCGCAGUCAGAUGCUUUCGGAUUUAAGAGAAGAGCAGGAUGAGGUUUGCCAUGAAAAUUUCCCAGACCAUAGCGCCAAGGGAGAAGCAAAAGCAGAAAGAAAUGCAACGAAAUCUCCAUUUAGACGGUCCAUCAAUCGCACAUGGACGCAAAGAUAUGCUCCUGAGAUUGGAGAGCUGAAUAAUGGUGCUGUACAGACCUCUUCCAACAAUGAAGAAUUGGAAACUAUUGUGGAAUCAGUGCGGGAAAGCCAAAGUCUUCAUUUAAAAAAACUUAAAACAUCUGAACUUCGGCUUGCUGAUGCAAAACAGAAGAUGAGAGAAUUGACAAUUAAUAUCAAAUUGAAGGAGGAACUGAUUAAUGAGCUUAUCAAGACAAGUAAUGGUGCUCAGUCCGUGAACAAGCAGUAUUCUAUGAAGAUUGCCCAGCUGGCGCAAGAUGCGGAGCAGGCGAAAACUGAACUGGCUGACGCUCAGAAACAGCUGCAAGAACUAGAGAACAAAGAGCUGAGGGAUCAGGUCCAGAAAGCAAAGUUACAGAAAGACUUCCGUAAGAAGAUGGAGGCUGCAAAAUUAAAAAUGCAGGUACUACAGAAGAAACAGCAAGACACAAAAAAACUUGUAAGUCUUUCUGUUCAGAAUGAGAAGUGUGUAUCCGAUCUGGAGAAAAACAUUCAGAGCAUGCAACAGCAACAAAGUCAGUUACAGAAAAAGCUGAAAGAAGAGAAUGAGAAAAAACGGAAAUUAGAACUGGCCGUUCAAAAGGACCAACAGCAAAUUAAGGAGCUCCAACUAAAGACCGAGCAGCAGCAGAAGAUGCUGAAGCUGAAAAAUGAGGAGAUUGCAUCUAUUCGAAGACAGAAGAGCGCUUCCAGUAUACCAGACCAGCUUCAGCUAAAAAUGGAAGAACAAAAGAAGUGGCUUGAUGAGGAGGUUGAAAAGGUAUUGAAGGAGCGUCAUGCUCUGAGUGAUUUGGAGGAAGACUUAAAGAAAAGGGAAGAGAGUGUUGCCAAGAUGGAAGCAAUGCAUAAAGAGAAGAGCCAUCUUGAGAUAAAAAAGCUACGUUCAAGCCAGGCAUUAAACAGUGACGUGCUGAGGGUGUCUACCCGUCUAAGUGCUUUAGAGAAUGAACUGAAGGAUAAGAGUAAGAACCUGAACAGUGGCAAUAUUGAAGAGCAAAGAAGAAUAUCUGAUGAGGUCAAAGGCCUGCAGAAGGAACGGGAUCAUCUCUUGCAGAGGAGAGACAGCCUUGAUGAGAAGUUGAAGAAUGGCACUGUGCUGUCACCAGGGGAAGAGCACAUUUUGUUCCAGUUGGAAGAGGGAAUAGAUGCUUUGGAGGCUGCCAUUGAGUAUAAAAAUGAAUCUAUUCAGAGCCAACAGCAAGCCUUAAAAGAUUCCUCCCGCAACCUCACACAGAGCGAAAACAGCAUCAUUGAAAAGUUCAGCUCUUUAUCUGCUGCUGAGACGAGAUCUAUCAUUGUUAGGUACUUCCAAAAGGUCGUAAGCCUUCGAGAGACAGAAUGGAAGCUGAAGCUGCAGUGCCAAGAGCUGACUAUGAAAGUGUCGGAGCAGGAGAAUAUAGUGAGAGAGUUGGAGUCUACUUUGGAGCAUCAUGCACUGCAAACUGACAGGAGGAUUACCCAACAACAGAAGGAUCAUGAACAAAAGAUGCAGCUUAUCCUACAACACUUUAAAGACACGGACAGUGGAGUCCCGGCAGAAAACACCAAAGCAUAUGAAGCAAAGAUUGAAAAGCUGGAAAAGGACCUUUUCUUUUACAAGUCUACCAGCCGAGAAUUGAAAAAGAAGCUAAGAGACCUGGUGGGAGAGUCUAAUGUGACCACUUCUAAAAACAAUGGCUCUGGUGACCCUCAUCAAAACAAAGACGAACCACCACUGGUGUCAACUAAGGAACAGAAAUGGGCUUCAAAGAUUGAAAACAACAAAGCCAACAGGAAAUCAAAAGACACUGUAAACAACAGGAUCUUGCAGAACACCUCUAGGCUUGGAGAUUUUGGUGGAGCUGGUGACCAGGCCUCAGACCCAUACAGGCAAAUCAGAAGGCACUUCUCAAGUGGAGAUGAACCAGAGGACUUUUUAGAGCCACAAAGCUUAAAGUCUCAAGUUCAGCCUCUUACCCCAUUGACAAAAGCAGAAAUCAACAGAUCACCCCUCGUAGUAAAUCCAGUGAAACUGUCUCGACGAGAGGUGCGGCAGAUCUCUUUAUCAGAUCUGUCAACGAGACGCUCUAGCGUUGGCUCCAUAGUUGCUGAUUCCAUUGAACUUGCACAAAAGUCAACAGACUUUAAGGUGUAAGUUGACGGAAAAGUAUCCAAAGUAGCACUUC
Messenger RNA from Nanorana parkeri, 4210 nucleotides. It is a transcript of the gene KIF27, whose product is annotated as kinesin family member 27. The transcript has 17 exons. Gene Ontology annotation, biological process: mitotic spindle organization; microtubule-based movement. Lineage: Eukaryota; Metazoa; Chordata; Amphibia; Anura; Dicroglossidae. Gene Ontology annotation, molecular function: microtubule motor activity; ATP binding; microtubule binding. The record is from RefSeq and is a predicted model, not a curated record. Bases 1 to 4179 code for a protein of 1392 amino acids.